AAUAAUUUAAGUUAUGAUUUAAAGCUAAAAUUAUUAAAUUGUUGUUAUUAAGCUCAAUUAAAUUCUAACUGUUAAUCCAAGCAAAGAUUAUCAUGAUUGUCAUUUAGAAUCGAAGGUUGAAAAAAGAAAUUAUUUUCUUUCAAAUUGUGUCAACAUCAAUUCUGUUUCCUCUUUUUCUCUCACACCUUUUUCUCUCUCAUCAUCAUUAUCAUCAUGUUCCUUUACUCUUUCAUCAUAUGUGUAAUAUGGAUGAUGAAAAAUGACCUAAGAACCAUAAAUCUUAAGUCAAUGGGUUUUCACGCUUUUCCUUUUGGUUAGCGAACAUUUUUUCCUCUCUCCUAACCAAUGAUAGAGAGAAAAGUGAGAGAGAUGAUACUUUAACUGCGUAAAGUGAACAGUUUUUUUAAUCCUUCUCUCUCCAUCACCAUCACCAUCAUUAUCAUCAGUUUCAUCGUUUCAUCUUUAACAACAUGAUAUAUUUACCAAGACGAUGGUUUUUACUACGAUGGAAAAUGAUCAUUCAAACAAUAACAAAACUGUUAUCUUCUAAUUCCUGAUUUCAACAAAUCUUGUUAAACUCUCUCUCUCUCUCUUAUUGGUUUGCUGAUGUUUCUCUUCAGGAUUUUUUCGCUGUUGCUUGUUCUCAGUCUGUUCCAGGUUAACAUUGGAAAAAUGUGGAGGAAGAAAAAUCCUAAAAGAGAAUAGAAUAUAACUGAAAAAAGAGAGAAAAUAACGAAAAAGUGAAAGUGAUGCUGCGUAAAUUUGGUUUACUAGCCCUUGAAAUCCCAACUUGAAAUCUGGAUAUUUGAUUGAUGGUAUUGAUUCUCGAGAGGCUCAUCUUCCUCUUCAUCCUCCUCAUCUUUUUCUUGCUUCUAUUUUACAAGAGAGAGUGAACAAAACCUUCACAAUUUACUUGGAUGAUAAUUCCUCAUGUAAUCGGUAAUCCUGUUGAUGAUGUUCAUCUUCAUCAUUCUCUCUCUUCCUCCUUCUUUUUUUACACUCUCCAUCUCUGAGUUAAUCACACUUUCUCCAAUGGAUAACAUGGAUUUCUGACCCGAUACAUUUUACAACAAAAUCGACAAACUUCAAGUUACUCAGGAAAAUAAUCGAGAUUUGGAAGCGCGAACAUGAAAAGCUCAAUGAUAAUCAUGAUUAUCGUGAGGAUGGAUAUGAAUCGUAAUUGAACUCUCACCUAAAAUAAUUCAAUUGAUUGUUCAUUUUAAUUGUUACCUUCUUUCACCAUUUAACUGUUUUAAUGCUCAUUCCAUCAUCAGUUUACCUUUUUUAUUGUUCAACUAUUAUCAUUAUCAUUAUCAUCUCUCUCUCAUCCUCAUCCUCAUCAUCAUCAUCAUUGUGUUGUUAAUGCUUUUAAAUGGAGCUAUUAUCAACUAAUUAGUUUGAUGAAGAAAUGAGUAAAGUGAUUUAACUUACAGCUUCUAACAAUUCCCAGAAUGAAGUUGAUCAAAUGAUCAUCUCUCUGGCUUUAAUUGUCAAUCAAGAGCCAACGAUAAACAAACUUACACACACAACAAUUAAUCCGGUUGAUUAGUUUGUAAAGGAUUUACAGAUUUAAGUACAAUUUUCAAUGGUAGUUAAUUUAUGUUAACAAUUUGAUCUUCAACAAUUUAUCUAUUAUCCAUGUAUUAGGUUAUAUGUUAAUUGUUGAAGAUUUACUGGGUUUGAUUGGCGAUUCCAUCAUCUUUUUAUCCAUCAUUCAAGUUGCUCAUCAUUUUCUUUAAAUUUCCAUCUUUCUCUCUGCGGGUCAAUUCAUUUAUAUUUAUCACCAAUUGGAUUUGUAAACAACAUGGAGAUAAAGGUUAAUCCGAUCCUUGAAUUAUUAUUUGGUUAAAACAAACGUUGAACAAGAUUAUGGAUAAACCGGUAAUUGUUUACUUGAUUGCACUUAAAUUGGAUAAAUUAAGAUAGCUACCAUGAAGUUUUUGUACAAUUUUAAUUUAAUUAUUUUAUUACUCGGAGCUUUAAUCUUAUCAUCAUCAUAUGAACCUGUUACCUCAAUAUCACUGACCAAUGUUGGAAACAUUGGAGAAACAUCAACAUCCGAUAGAUUAUCGGAUAGAAAACGAGUUCGCAAUAAUAAUGGUGGAUUCUCUUUAACUAGCAGUAGUAUCAAUGAUCAACCAUUUAAUCAACAAGAUGGAAUCUCAAGUUUAAGUCGAACAAGAGGGAAUGCUGUUCAGAAGUUCGAUAUCGAACCUGUUGAUAAAUCUGCAAUAAUCGGAAAAACAGUUAUACUUCCAUGUAGAGUAUUGCACAAAGUAGGUCCACUACAAUGGACCCGUGAUGGUUUCGGCCUGGGUCCUGAUAGAAAGUUAGAAGGUUUUUCUCGUUACCAAAUGAUUGGUAGCGAUGAAGAAGGAGAUUUUUCAUUACAAAUUCAAAGCGUCUCCUUGGAGGACGACGCUGUAUAUCAGUGCCAAGUAGGAGCAGCCGAAGGAGUUGACGGAAUUCGUUCUCGAAAUGCUGCUCUAACGGUUUUUGUUCCUCCCGAACCUCCCAAAAUAGUCCAAAGUGAUCCCCUUUGGACAACUGCGGGUACUACUGUUGAGUUAACCUGUGAGUCCCAUGGUGGUAAACCUGCUGCCGAGCUCACAUGGCUUGAUGGUGAAGGUAAUCCAGUGAGAGUUGGAAUUGAUCAAAAAAUUCAACUCUUAAGUGAUGGUAAACGUGCCAAUUCAGCCUUAAAGUGGACAUUUAUUCCUGGUCGGGAACAUCAUGGUAAAACAUUUACCUGUCGAGCAGAGAAUCCGGCCUUACAGCAGCCACAAAAAGCUCAUAUCCGGGUUGAGGUUAAAUAUAAACCGGAAAUUCAUUUAACAUCAGAUAAAUCAUCUUACAUGGAGGGUGAAGAUAUUAAGUUAUCAUGUAAAGCAUUUGCUAAUCCUACUGAGGUAGCAUAUAAAUGGUACCGUAAUGGUGAACUUGUAAUGGGCGAUUAUACAACUAAUCUGGUUAUACCUCGGGUAACCCGAGAAAUGAACGGCUCUCCGGUUACAUGUGAAGUGACCAACUCAGUGGGCACUUCUAAAGAAACUUAUACACUAGAUAUUCAUUACGGUCCCGUUUUCUUAACAUCGAAAAGUGAAGAGGUUUUAGGAGUAAACGCUGGUGAAAUCGUUAGGCUAAAAUGUGAUCCCUCCGGUAAUCCUAAACCCGAAAUAGCUUGGCUUUACAAUGGAUCAACUAAAGUUCUUAGUACCAAUAAAGAGCUUGUAAUACCUUCCAUGAGUGAGGAUAAAUCAGGUCGCUAUGUUUGCCGAGCAUCGGUUCAAGGAUUUCCCGAAGUUUCAUUUUCAACCCACGUUUUUAUUAAAGGUCCACCUAAGAUUAUUAGCCCAUCAAUACAAUAUAUUGUUGAUGAUGAACCUGUUAAAGUUGAAUGCAUUGUACACUCCGUGCCAUCACAAAAUCAAGUUAUAUGGAAACAUAAUUCACAGGUUAUUGAUUUAGAUAAUGGUCAAGGUAUUGAAGUGAUCGAGGAUAAAAAGCCUUCAGAAUCGAUCACAAGAAAUAUAUUGUUAAUUCAUAAACGCUCAGAUGAAUACUUUGGUAAAUACAGUUGCUCAGUUGUUAAUGAUUUGGGACAAGAUUUCAGGACGAUCACGUUAACAAAGCAAAAGAGUUUUCCCAUGUUAAUAAUUAUUGCAACAAUUAUUGGUUCCAUUGUUGCUGUUGUUUCGGUGACCAUAAUUGUAAUACUCUGUAUGAAACGUAAAUCAUUGGAUAAUGAUGAUUACCUGAGUGACGUGAAAAAAGACACUUCCAAUUCUAAUGAAGCUCCUUCAUUAACAAAUUCAAAUAAAACCAACGAUUCAAAUACGCUGACUAGCAAUGGAAUCAGUUUUUCAGGUUGUAUAUCCACAAAAUCGGCAGCAUCAUCAUUAAUUAAUCCAAGUAAAACCAUGAUGAUGGCCAACGAUUCGCCAACAUUGAUCACUGGUUCAAAUACACUGACCAACGGUGCAAACAUAUUAUCCAAUGGGUCAAACAUUUUGUCCAAUGGGUCAAACACAUACUCAGUUGGGUCAAAUACUUAUUCAAAUGGAUCUAAUAUAUUGUCCAAUGGGUCAAAUAUUAUGUCUAAUGGUUCCAAUCAAUACACCAAUGGCUCAAAUACAUUCACCAAUGGAUUAACCACUUUUACUAGUAACGGAAUGAGUUUUUAUGGUUGCAUCUCUCAGAAGUUUCCUCCGCCAUCAUUAUCAUAUGUUUAGAGAGAUGAUGAGAUUAACCGUUUUUUUUGUGUACAAAUUGCGAGAAAACGAAACGAUUAAGACCAAAGGAUAUAUAAAAAAAUUCGAGAAAAGGAAAAGGUCAAAGGAUUCUCUCCAUCUUCAUCCUCUGUCAUCACCAUUGAGAAAUGUUGAAGAUGUAAAUCAAAGCCGCUCCCUUGGUUUUAUCUUUUUGUUUCAUCUUUGAUUAUUGUUGGAACUUUUUUUCUUCUUCUUGAAAAGUUAUCACAUGUUUAGUUUUUUAUGAUGAAACUGAAUUUAAAUCUCUCAAAUUAAAUAAUCAAAUUAAUUACUACCAAUUGGUUGUAAUUGUUGUGAUCAGAAAUUGAAAGAAAUGAUCAGGGAAGCAAAACACCCUGAGGAAAAAUAAGAGGACGAUAAAAAAUGAACUUUGAUGACUUUUUCUGAUGAAACAAUGAUAAUGAUGAUGAUUAAUUUCACCUGAGAUGUGUGUAUAUAUAAAUAUUAAAUCAACCUUUUAAAUCCCAAACUUUUUUCCCAAACCAUCAUGUAAAUCAUAUCAUGAUUAAAGUGAUAAUGAUAGCAAUUAGUUAAAUUGAUUAACUUGGCAUCAAACUUUGUAUUAUAAUCCAAAAAAAUAUCAUCAUCUGAAUAUGUUGAUCAGAUAAUCAAUCCUGUAAUCUGAAUUACAGGUAACUAUACAUAGUUACUAUAUUGUUCAAUAAAAUCUACGUCAAAAUUUUCAA
Molecule: messenger RNA, 4957 nt
Organism: Panonychus citri (citrus red mite)
Lineage: Eukaryota; Metazoa; Arthropoda; Arachnida; Trombidiformes; Tetranychidae
Product: irregular chiasm C-roughest protein-like
Exons: 7
Coding region: 1932-4232 (766 amino acids)
Biological process (GO): cell-cell adhesion
Cellular component (GO): cell-cell junction
Molecular function (GO): cell adhesion molecule binding
Source: RefSeq, a predicted model, not a curated record